Messenger RNA from Solea senegalensis (Senegalese sole), 3017 nucleotides. RefSeq names its product interactor of little elongator complex ELL subunit 2 (gene ice2). The record is from RefSeq and is a predicted model, not a curated record. Lineage: Eukaryota; Metazoa; Chordata; Actinopteri; Pleuronectiformes; Soleidae. Gene Ontology annotation, cellular component: transcription elongation factor complex. The transcript has 15 exons. Gene Ontology annotation, biological process: snRNA transcription by RNA polymerase III; positive regulation of transcription by RNA polymerase III; snRNA transcription by RNA polymerase II. The coding region runs from base 110 to 2830 and encodes 906 amino acids.
UUUAAAGAAGAAGAAUGUCGUUUGUCAAUACGUCUGUCAGGUGGCUAAUGCUAACUCAGCCUACAGUGUCGCGUGCGGGUAAAGUUCCUACCACCGGCCAGUCACAGUUAUGGAGCUAGAAUGGGAAGAUCCUCCUGUCCCUGAUGCUCCUUUCUUUACCAGAGACGUCUAUGACAAAUUUUCCCUUGCUCCGACUACUGCAGAACUGUGGUCCUUUCUCCAAAGCCCUGUGGAAAAUGCCAAUAUAAAACAGGGCGGUGGCUUUAAUGCUGCAAAAGAUGAAGAUGAUGCACAGCUACAAGACAACAGUUGUGUCAGCAUAUGUUUGGACAGCUGUGAUAGUGAUGAACCAGAGGAUACUGCAAAAGAAGCAUCGAAGGGUACCAAAAAAUCAAACGUGAAGCCCAAGGCUACUUUUCCUGAACCCAGACUGCCCUACCCUUGUCCGUCCACCCUGUCCAUUAAAGAGCAGAAUAUGUACCUUGGUUUUUUGACGAGUAAGACGGCCAAGGAUCCUCCGCAGACUUUAAAGACUCAAGUAAACAAUGAAGUGAUGCAGUUCAUGAGGUACUUGCAAGAUGUGGCCAGAAUGUGUGUUGAUGACUACAAUUUCAUAUCACCGGGAGCAAUGCAGUAUUCAGAGGAUUUUUUCAGGGCAUGUUUGGAGUGUAUAAAGACAAUUCCUCAGCUCUAUCAAAUCCAUGAGAUGACUAGUUUGACGGGGGGAACAUUCAACCCAGGGCUGAUGCUGAACUUUGAAAAACAGCUGUUGAUUAUGGGCAAUGUGGAUUUUACACAACACCAAAUACUGCCUGCUGAUGCACAGCUUGCAUCGGAUUAUCAGGCUGUUUCAUCAGAGAAUCCUCCAGCAAAAAAAGCUAAGGACAUGCACGCUACGGUAAGCAGUGAUGGCAAUGCAGAAAAGCUGAGUGCCCAUUAUGAGCCUCAUGUGUGUAUGACUCGUGAUGCCCUGGUCAAACUACUUGACAACUGUGGUCCUGACUUCAGGGAGCCGUGGGAACUGCCUGUUUGGAUCAAAUUAAAUCCAAGCAAAGGCAGUAGCCAGAAAAAGACAGUAUACAUAGACUCACCACUUCUGAAGACUGAAAUGACCGUGAGAGAGAGGAGUCAUUUCUACCAUGAGGAGAGUUUGAAGCUCUCAAUUAAGAAGAAAGGAUGUAAAAAUGUGUUCCAUUUAAUGACAGAGCUUCCUUCAAAUGAGCUGCAACUCUCUCCAGACAGCUCACGAAGAAAUCUAACGUCUUUUGAAAACGAUGGCCUUGACUUUGAGGUGGACUUUACUGACCUAGAGACAUUUGGAGAGACAACAUCCAACAAGGCUCCCAAAGCACAGAAUGGUCAACAAGCAUGUGUUCAAAAUAAAAAGGCUGCAAGUGUCCCACCAAGUAAGAAUAAAACGUCCAGUGAGGAUCUUGCAAACACCAGCAGCGAUUUGCCAGGAGAGAUGAACAGCUCAUUAAUGGAUAUGGAUGAUCCCAUGACAAAGGUGACACCUCAGUCAUAUUCAAGUGUGCCAAAGACUGAACGGCUGAGGCAGGACUCUAGUAAUACAGACAUGGGUUCUGAUGAUGAGAAGCUGGUCAUUGACGAUUCUUUGUCUCCAGCUGCCACACCUACACAACAACCACCGUGCUCUUCUGUCCCACCUGUCUCAGAGGCUGUCCCUGUAAAUGCAAACUCGUCUUCCCCUCAGAAAGUUACAAGGCAGUCCAAAAAAUCAAAGGCUGGUGACCAGCUAGGAGAGAUCCUGCGCAUGCAGACAAAAAUGUUUAAUUCUGCCAACAGCACAAGCAAAUCCUCCAGCUUGUCCCAGGAGACCAGCUCACCCACUCGAUGCUUGGGACCCUCAGUUUACUCCCAUCCAACGUCUUUAAUUAAACCCUGUGUUACUUCAUAUCUGGAGAGAAACCAGGAUCAGGAUGGAGAAACUUGCACUCCUUCCCACAAAUUUGCACCAGUGGUUAACAACACUAUAGAGCAUAAAAAAAUACUGUCACAAGACCUGCAGGAUGGUGCAGAAGAUGAACAGGAUUAUGAGGCUCCAGAGGGGGGCAACCUGCUGUACAAGCUCUACAGUCUGCAAGAUUUGCUGGUCAUGGUGCGCACCUCUGUCUCACUGUCACACACAAGGAAAGUAGGCAGCCAAAACCAGAUUGUUCCAGUGCAUGUCUUGCCCAAGCUUGAAUACCAGUUAAGUUAUGGUGUUGAGUGUCUAACCAGCAGUGAGGCUUGCCAACUGUGGACAGAGAACUUGCUUCACUCCAGCACCGUGUCAUACAUAGCUCACAUCAAUGCACUCUCAUCAAAAGUAGUUAUGGUGAGGAGUCUGCGUGCUGACUGGAAACAGAACAUCUCCUGCGGGUUCAAGCCAUCCAACUCACUGAACAUAUUGCACCACCUACUGAAAAAGCUAACGAGGUUGGAUGAAGGGCGCUACCUGGUUACACACAAAGCAGGGGAACCGUUUGUGACGUUAUUAAAAGCAGCUACUGGGAAAGUGAAUCGGGGGGCGUACGACCUUCAGCAGGUCCACAGCUCUGUCCCACAGCCUCCGGCCGCUGGCUUUGUGCCUUGGGUACCUCUCGAUCCAGCCAUGUUCCUACCCUUUCACAAAGCACACGGCCGCGUUCCCUGCACCUUCCCCCCAAAGGCGGAGAGAGAUGAGUCAUUCCAGGCCAACAAUCGUGGAGCUGGGCAGUCGACUUACCAGAAGAAUGCAGGGGGAAAGAAGAAGAAGAAGAAAAAACAAACGAAACGUACAGCAAAGCGUAACAACUAUAUUAAAAAGCUGGUCCGUCAAUCAGUGUAAACCAAAUCAGGAUGUGUGUACACCGGUGACGGUGACUUAAUAUUUGGAAAUGUGACAUUGUGGAACUACAUCUGUAUUUUCAAAGCACUUAAUAGAAAAUAGACUCUGUACUUAUUUUUGUUUUGUUCAGAGAUGAUUUGUAUAUUUCCUUGAAAAAAUUUUGUAAUAAAAUGUAUAUUAGAGUGAU